Ictalurus furcatus (blue catfish) is the source of this 5424-nucleotide messenger RNA. RefSeq names its product Ras association and DIL domains 2b (gene radil2b). NCBI's taxonomy places the organism in Eukaryota, Metazoa, Chordata, Actinopteri, Siluriformes, Ictaluridae. Gene Ontology annotation, cellular component: microtubule. Gene Ontology annotation, biological process: signal transduction; neural crest cell migration; substrate adhesion-dependent cell spreading. The transcript is spliced from 16 exons. Gene Ontology annotation, molecular function: GTPase binding. Bases 1678 to 5139 code for a protein of 1153 amino acids. The record is from RefSeq and is a predicted model, not a curated record.
CACAGUCAUCCAGUACAGAGUCUAGCGGCUGCUUAGAGGUUUUUGUUUAAUUUUAUUUGUUUUAAUUGGGGUGUCUAAGACUUUUGCACACUCCUGUAUCUGAAUUCAUCUAAAUUAUUAUUAAUAAUAAUAAUAAUAAUAAUAAUAAUAAUGAUAGUUCUAAAAAUGAAUGAGGACCACAUUAAAGGAUGCAUUAGGUAAGAUUAGUCUUUUUUUCUCUCUCAAAGAUUAGGUCUCUAAUUAUGGAAGCCAGUUUCCGCCACGGGGGGGUCAAAAAAAAGUCAGAAUUGUGAGAUGUAAACUUGUUAUUGCGAAAAAUAAAGUCAAAUUUGUGAGAUGUUCACUCAAACUUGUGGGGAAAAAGGUCAGAAUUGCGAGAUAUAAAUUCUGGGAAAUAAAGUUGCAAUUACUAAUUUUUAUUAUUUUUUUCUCUGUGGCAAAAAUGGGAUUUUUUUUUUUGUUUGUUUGUUUUUUGGGGGUUUUUUUUCCCCCCUUAGGUAGGGUUCAACAUACGAAUGAUUCCUGUACCUGUAUCUCAGGUGGCCCAUAAAAUAACUGGUGGCUUUCCAAAUACAAACAAGCCUUCCGGGCCGGAAGUCAAUUUUCUAAACGGAUUUUCUCAGUAAUCUAACAAACCUUUGCUAAGGCAGCAGUUUAACCCAGUGGUUUUCAAAAUGGGGGCCGCCAGGGGGCGCCCGGGGGGCCUCAACAAUUUGGGGUGAAAAAUAAAUAAAUACAUGAUUUUCUCUUUCUCACUCUCACACAACCACACACACACAAUCGAUUCCUAAUGUAAUGUAAUAUAAAGAUGUAAGAUGUAAUUAUUAAUUUAAAAAAGGGGGAUAUAUUCAGAAUUCUGUAUUUUUAAUGUUUUUUAAAGACAUCUUGCAAAAGGAGGGCCUCGGUCAAAUGUUAAUGCCUUUUGGGGGGCCUUGCCCUGGAAAAGUUUGGGAACCCCUGACUUAACCCAUUGGGUUUUUUUUUUUUUUUUUAUCACGUUCUAUAUGUUUUCCAGGUUAUUCGUACAAGUUAGGAAUAAAAAACGACUAUUGCACCUUUAAGUCAGUCAUAUGAAAUGACACGAAAGUAGCCAUAGACCCUCCCUCAAGCUUCAUCAUUCCCUCCCCCUGGAAAGCGUUGCCAGAUUGGUGUUAUCCCCUCAUCUCUAGGACAGGUUCUGCAGAAGGCAUUGGAUUGCAAAUGAUCUUGUUUAGUAAAUAAACUUGUUGGAGUAACCUUUCUCAAAGUUGCACUUGAAGCUGCUGUAUAGCCUGGUGAUUUUGGGAGGGUUGGCUUUGAGAUUGGGAGUGAAACUGUCAUCACAAUCUGGCAACCCUGCCUAUAACUCUAACCAGUACAGCGCUUUAAAAGACGCGGGUAGAGUCAGAGGUAGAGGUAGAGUCAGAGAUCCGCUUCUCCAAACUCGUUACCUCUCUGUCUUUAGUCACAUUUCAUUUUUUUCUUGAAACCAAAGUUUGCACCUUGAUCAUUACCCCGGCGCAAUAUUAUUUAUUAUAUAUAAUAUUGCACAAAGUUCCUUUUGUAAAUUUUUUUCAUGUGUGUAUCCCUUCUUUUUUUUCUCAUCAUGCUCAUCAUUGGAGUAUCAGUGCUAAAGAGUUCUCGUCUUUCUUUCUGAAGAAGGAUUUUGACGGGCCGCCGCCUUUAGAGAGCUUUCUUAUGACGAUGACGUGGGGUGAGCGGACGUUAAGGAGAACAGGAACCGCACCUCCGUCACCUGCAGCAGCACCGAUCAGCGCAGCCAAGAGGAGCCUGUCCAAGCUCAGCCGCAAGCACAGCAAUGGAUCUGUCCAAUCUAGCUCAUCGGCUGGUACUGCCAUGUCUGUGGAGGGCGUGGGCUUCAGGCAACCAGCCAAGAGCAGAAUCCGCCGACAUCAGCACCGCCUUUCCUCUGUGUUCAGCCGUGGUGUGCUCUCGGCUCGUGCGGACGUAGUUACAGCUGGAGAAGAGCCAUCAGUAACAGACGAUCCCUCAGAACUGUCCAGUCACAUAACGGCACCAGGUAUCCUGAAGAUUUUUGGCACCGAGAUCUGCGAAGGUGCCAAUUAUAAGAGCGUCCUGGCUACAACCCACUCCAGUGCCAAAGAGCUGGUGAAAGAAGCACUCGAGAGAUACUCUCUGAACAAAGCGGAUGCUGAUGCCUACGUUCUUUGUGAUGUUAUCGGCUGCAUCAGAGAACGAGAAUGGAGGAGCGAGUGUGUGCGUGUGGUGGGAGAUAACGAGCGGCCGCUGCUCCUGCAGUCGCUCUGGAAGCCCAGAGAAGGCUACGCUCGGCGGUUUGAAAUCCAGAGUAGAGUCAGCGUGGAAGAGAAGAUCUCCAGAGACAAGGAUACAGUGACUGCAGGGAUCAACGCUCAGGCUCGUAAACUGCAGAAGACGCGCUCACGGGGGAGGUCUGUGGUGUUCAACGGAGGCGGGCGUGGCAUUGCCACUGAUAUUGGGCUGAGUCUGUGUAGGAGUCUCAGUGAAGCAGAUCUCAGGCCCUCCCCUGAGCCCCAGCAGAGCCUUAAGAGCCAAUCGGGUGGAGAGGACUUGGAGGCCUACAAAGAGCUGCCCUGUGCAGCUGGCAGAAAAGAAGAGACGGAGAGCAGCGAUGACAACUGCACACAGUAUUCCAUUCACCCACCUGAACACUUCCCUUACUUCCUGCUACUGCAGGGCUUCAGUUACAGACAGGACUUCAUCAUCUAUUCUCUAAAUAGCAGCUGUACAGUGUUUGGCCAUCAUUCUGAGCAAUCUGAUGGAGAGAAAGAGCGGCCAGCUGUAGGUGUGACUCUUUGGGCUCCUGACAUCCAACCACAGCACUGCUGCAUUCAGAGAGUCCAGGUCACAACUUCUGACCUUCAGCAAGAUGAUAGGAAAGGACCAGGAGUCACAGUUCUGAAGCCGUUACAUGGAGCAUUGGUCAAGAGGAACGGAGAUGUUGUCAACCAAGAGGUGGAGCUUCAUUCGGGAGAUGUCAUAGGCUUGGGCGAGAAUUACCUCUUCAUGUUUAAGGAUCCCAACACUGAAAUUUUGGGAAAAUCCCCUAGUGUAGCUCCUCCAUGGCGACAUGACUCACCACAACCUCAUCCUCCGACAUCAUUUCCUCUCUAUCAGAGAUGUAUGUUAUCUAUGUCAGAGGGCUCAGGAACACCCUGCGCUGCAGAAAGCACCAUGCCCUGCCUGAGGGACACAAACGGACAAGAGCUCAUCCUCUUUUAUGACGUAGAGCACGAAACACGGGUCCUAGAGGAGAUAUUUACAAAGGUAGACCGUCAUGAAGACCUGCACAAGCUCACCCCAUCUUUCCUGAUGUGUUUAUGCCUCCAGCAAUCAGCCACACAUUUUCCCAUGACUGACCUGCGACGACUUCUGCUACAUAUCGCCAAUAAGGUUCAAAUAGCUGUAUUGGAAAGGGCGAAGGAGCUUGCAGCUAUUCAGUCUGAAAUGGACGGCAUUGACCCAGUGGAGCUGCAGCCGGAGAACCUUCUCAGAAGCCUGCAGCCGCUUGUUCUGUGGAUGGCCAACUCCAUCGAACUCCUCCAUUUCAUCCAUCAAGAAGUGCCUUGCUUGUUGCAUGGGAUUUCACGAAUGGAGGAGGAAGAGGAGGAAGAUUGCAUGGCUGUGUUGGAGUUGCGCUUGUCUACGGUGCGUCCUGCCAGCGAGGAGGCCAUGACGGUCCUGGAGGAGGUCAUUAUGUUUACCUUCCAGCAGUGUGUCUAUUACCUCACCAAGCUCCUGUACCCAGUCCUCCCAGGCCUGUUAGACAGUAAUCCUUUCUCAGAGAAUGGGCAGGUACAGAUCCCUGAUGAAGUUGCCAGCGUGUUGGACAUCUUAACAAAGACACUGAAGCUCAUCAAAGACUUCCACAUACACCCUGAAAUUUCCAUACAGCUCUUCACUUACCUCUUCUUCUUUGUCAAUGCCUUCCUCUUCAACCUGCUCAUGGAGCGAGGAUCAGGGGGAAGCUUUUACCACUGGUCCUGUGGGGUUCAGAUCCGUGCAAAUUUGGAUGUGCUGAUAGACUGGGCUUACACGGCAGGGCUCGGAGAGCUGGCACAGAACCACCUCGUCAAACUCUCCUCCGCUGUCAAUCUGCUGGCCACCACUCGAGAACAUCUGCUGCAGGCAUCAUGGGGUUCUUUGAGGACAGAGUUUUCCUUACUUAGCCCUGCUCAGCUUCACCACAUGCUGAGGGAGUACAACCCGCGCCGGCCCUGCCCCUCUGCGUGGACGCCCUGCAGCGCCGACGCCGACGCAGCAUGCCGAACUGCUGAUAUCCUUGAAAGCUUUGAUGACCACCCGCCUCUUGUCCUGCCCAUCGAUGGCUUUCAGAUGAACUUUAAAAAGCCUAUUAGAGAUACAAGGCUCAUUGAAAAACUCGUGCAGCUUCAGGCAGUCAUCAAGGCACUUAAUGUUGGAGCAUCAACUGCACAAUGUGCUCACCGUGAAUCCGCCGUACCCCUGGAAGCCAAACGCACCAAAAUGGACGUUUUUCCAAAAGCCCAUCUGGAACAAGGACACACACUAUUGAUGCUGCCUAAGAACUGUGAUUCUUCCACUUGUUCUUCAGUAUCAGGUGACGAGGGCGUGUGUGAAGUUGUGCUUACCCAAAAGAUAAAGGCUCUGGAGCUACAGGACAUAGAGACGAACCACAACAGCGAAACUAAGCACUUAGCACUGGAAACCUCGUGCUUGCUCACCCCACCUAACACACCACUGAGCUCAGAGUCCAGGACCGAAUGCCAGGAUAUGCAGUCCCACCAUCACACUCCCCAGAGCUGUGAGACAACCAAGCAUGAGGAAGGAGGAUGUGGAAGGCAUGGAGUCGGCGAUGAUGAAGUGUUUGUGGUGGAGCUGUUGAAGGGCCCUGGAGGAUUAGGACUGUCUCUAGUGGAUGGGGUGGAAACACCAAUGAAGAUGAAUGGGAUCUAUAUUAAAUCUGUGAUCCCAGGGUCUCCUGCAGCUCUGAGUCAGAGACUGCGGCCAGGCGAUCGACUUCUGGCAGUCAAUGGCCACAGAUUGGUUGGCUUGGACUACCAUACUGGCAGAGAGCUCAUUCAGAAGGCUGGAGACCAAACUCAGUUGCUAGUUGCCCGGUCUGAAAGAAUUCGCGAAGACACAGUGCCAAAUCGCUGAGCGUGCCAACCCAUCUCACACAUGCACUUUGAAGCUGUUCUGGGAAAAUGCCAAGAUUUUAUUCUCCUGUGUUUUUGUAUGAAGACACCAUUUUAUAAAUGUUUUAAAACACUAUUGUGGUGUUUUAUGAAACUGAUGCUUAUUCCAUGAUUUUCCUUUUAUUUUAUUUUUACGUCAUUUUUGUCAUCUGUUUAACAUACGGCCACCAUAUUUGUAGUAAAAACUAUUAUUAAUCGAUCAAUGUGCCUAAAUAAUAAUAACAAUAAAAAAAAAUUUUAAAACACA